Molecule: messenger RNA, 1920 nt
Organism: Nannospalax galili (Upper Galilee mountains blind mole rat)
Lineage: Eukaryota; Metazoa; Chordata; Mammalia; Rodentia; Spalacidae
Product: E3 ubiquitin-protein ligase TRIM68
Molecular function (GO): zinc ion binding; protein binding
Source: RefSeq, a predicted model, not a curated record
GGGAAAGUGCUGAAGCCAACACCAAGCAAGCCAGGAGGCGCAGAGCAGGCCAGCGCUCGGUCUCUAUCUCCCAUAGGCUAAGGUUGGCUGAAUGCCUGUCUGUGAUUGGGUGUUCCUGUGAUGACGUCAUCCGCUGGGCAGGCCUGGGGCCCAGGACUUUCCCUGUGGCUCCCCAGCUCCCGCGUGGAGCCGAUCCUGAAGCUGGGUGGAGGCUGCACCGCCCUGCCCGGGCCUGGCCGCGUGCUGGUCCCCCUGGCCUCGGGCGCCUUCAGUACUUCUCCCUGAUUCCAUUUCUGUUCUGAGAAGAUUAUAAGAAGGAACCAUGGAUCUCGCAGCCUUAAUGGGAGCCAUUGUGGAGGAAGUGAACUGUCCUAUCUGCAUGACCUUCCUGAGGAAACCUGUGAGCAUUGACUGUGGCCACACCUUCUGCCACAGCUGUCUCUCUGGACUCUGGGAUGUCCUAAGACAAUCCCAGAAUUGCAGUUACACCUGUCCCCUUUGUCGAGCUCCUGUGAAGCCAAGAAACCUGCGGCCUACUUGGCAGCUGGCCAAUAUUGUAGAUAAAGUCCGUCUGCUAGGGUUAUGUACAGAAAUGGGACUGCAGGCUGACAUGUGUGUGCUCCACAAGGAACAACUGAAGAUGUUCUGCAAAGAGGAUGGUGUGAUGGCCUGCAAGGUCUGUUGCCAGUGUCCAGAGCAUGAAGCCCACAGUGUUGUGCAUAAGGAUGUUGCCUGGGAGUAUAAGUGGAAGCUCCAUGAGGCCCUGGAAUAUCUCAGGAAGGAACAAGAAGAGGCCUGGAAGUUACAAGUUAGUGAGAAGGAACGAGCUGCCAACUGGAAGAUACAGGUGGAGACACGAAAGCACAACAUCAUAAAGGAGUAUAAGAAAUAUCAGCAGUUAUUAAAGGAAGAAGAGCUGCCAGGUCAGCAGGUGGAGGCAGAGGCAGCUGCAGCUCUCGCCAGCCUAGAGCAGGAGGAGGAGGUGACGAAAAGUAAACUGGAGCUGAGUCACGAGAAGCUCAUCCAGCAGAGCCAGGUCCUCUGGAGGAUGAUUGCAGAGCUGGAAGAGAGGUCCCAAAAGCCUGUCCACUGGAUGCUACAGGGUAUUCAAGAUGCCUUAAACAGGAGCAAAUCUUGGAGCCUACAGCGGCCAGACCCUGUCUCCUUGGAGCUGAAGACAGAUUGCCAUGUGCGGGGGCUAAGAGAGAUCCUGAAGUCAUAUGCAGUCGAUGUUCGCCUGGAUCCAGAUACAGCUUACUCCCGCCUCAUUGUGUCAAAAGACAGAAGAAGCGUGCGCUAUGGAGACACUCAGCAGAACCUGCCUGACAAUCCUGAGAGAUUUUACCGAUACAACAUUGUCUUGGGCAGCCGGUGCAUCUCCACAGGCAGGCACUACUGGGAAGUAGAGGUUGGAAACAGGUCUGAAUGGGGCCUGGGAGUGUGUGAAGAAAACGUAGACCGGAAGGAGGUGGUCUAUUUAUCCCCCCACUAUGGAUUCUGGGUCAUAAGACUGAGGAAGGGAACAGAGUACCGGGCAGGCACCGAUGAUUACCCACUCCUGCCUGUCUUGGUCCCUCCCCACCAGGUAGGAGUCUUCCUAGACUAUGAGGCCCAUGAUAUCUCCUUCUAUAAUGUGACUGAUGGUGGCUCGCACAUCUUCACUUUUCCCCAUUCUCCCUUCCCUGGGCACCUUUUGCCCUAUUUUAGUCCUUGCUACAGCAUCGGCACCAACAACACCAGUCCUCUGACCAUCUGCUCCCUGGAUGGAGAGGACUAGGAGAGCCACCAUCCUAACCUAGUAUUGGAAUGUGGCCUACUAUGUGAGCCUGUUGGAGGAUGCUGUCCCCUAGAACCUUCACCUGACCCUGUGGUCUCUUGUUACUAGCAAAAAUCUGUCAAUAAACCACUCAUAGAAAAGCA